Messenger RNA from Miniopterus natalensis, 873 nucleotides. Lineage: Eukaryota; Metazoa; Chordata; Mammalia; Chiroptera; Miniopteridae. The record is from RefSeq and is a predicted model, not a curated record.
AUGGGAAACACCCCGAACUUGAUGACUGGGCGAGCGGACCAAGACCCUGAACUGAAGCAGCAUCCACGCCUCCUUGAAACCUUUCGGGUUUGCAGUCUUUGGGAAUGGCGCCUCCUAGAGGUCAACAGUGGCGAUGCACUCACUCAGUGCUACAGCAGUGCCUGGAUUUCCCAGUUCUCAGCUGAAGUUUUAUUCCACAGCAUAGUUUUGAAAAUCGUUUUAGCCUUUCUAAGAAAAGUCUACAGCAUCCUUUCUCUGCAAAUUCUCUUAACUACAGUGACAUCUGCAUUUUUUUUAUACUUUGAGUCUAUACGGACAUUUGUACAUGAAAGUCCUGCUUUAAUUUUGGUGUUUGCCAUUGGAUCUCUGGGUUUGAUUUUUGCAUUGACUCUAAACAGACAUAAGCAUCCCCUUAACCUGUACCUGCUUUUUGGAUUUACACUCUCGGAAGCUCUGACUUUGGCCUUUGUUGUUACUUUCUAUGAUGUAUAUAUUAUUCUGCAAGCUUUUGUAUUGACUACUGCAGUAUUUCUUGGUUUGACUAUGUAUACCCUACAGUCUAAGAAAGAUUUCAGCAAAUUUGGAGCAGGACUGUUUGCUGUUUUGUGGAUUUUGUGCAUAUCAGGAAUCUUGAGGUUAUUUUUUUAUAGUGAGACACUGGAAUUGGUCGUGGCUGCUGUAGGAGCCCUUCUUUUCUGUGGAUUCAUCAUCUAUGACACACACUCACUGAUGCAUAGGCUGUCACCUGAGGAAUAUGUAUUAGCUGCCAUCAACCUUUACUUGGAUAUCAUCAAUCUUUUCCUGCACCUGUUGCGAUUUUUGGAAGCAGCUAAUAAAAAGUGACUGAAAAUGGAAAUAAAGUUUGAAACAUAA